Messenger RNA from Electrophorus electricus (electric eel), 5962 nucleotides. NCBI's taxonomy places the organism in Eukaryota, Metazoa, Chordata, Actinopteri, Gymnotiformes, Gymnotidae. The record is from RefSeq and is a predicted model, not a curated record.
AGACGCCUGCUAACAUCUGCAUGCAUCGCCCGCCUCCGGGCGUUCUGCUGUGAUGGAGCCGGCACUGGUGGCGGCGGGUGGAGAGGGCGACGACGGCCGCUCCCUGCUGGCCAGGUUCGAGCGGGCGCUGCGCACUGUCGUUCGUGAGUUCCACGUGGACGUCGCCGCCUUCAAGAGGGCUGUGGAGCAGCGGCUUGAGGAAGCAUGCAGGGACACAGAGCCCCUGGCCAGCACGGUCGCCAAGCUCCAGGAAGAGAACCAGCAGCUAAAGGAGAGGCUAGAGGCCCUUGCCCAACUGGUGGACGCCCUGCCGGGGAUGCAGAUCCAGUCGGGUUCCACGACAAAUGUGGAUAUCCAGGCUCCUCAGACCAGCCAAACUCAAAAUGCAACUAAGAAGCAGGGCAGUCAGUGCUGCAGUCCAUGUGUUGCAUCCCCUGGAGGGGAAGGUGAAAUGGAUGAUCAGGCCAGUACAUACUCAGGCCCUGGGUCUGUGUGUGCAGAUUCAAUAUCUACCUCUUCCCGGAGCUCCACCACUGCAUCUGUAGGCAGCACUGUUAUAAUGGAUGCCAGUUAUCAGGCCAGUCUGAUGAGCAGAGAGGGUGAGGAGGAGGCUGGGGAUGAGGGAGAGGAGGAGGACCCCUUAAAUUCAGCUGGGCUGGAGAAUGAAUGUGAAAAAGUGUCAGCUAACCAUGGUACAUCUUUUAUCCAAUCAAAUUUGUGUGAAGAAUCUGAAGAAACCGUGUCCCUGGUCACUAUCCAGGAUGUAGAUUCUUUAAUCAUGACAUCCUCUCAACCACCUCUUAACACAGAGCCUAGACCACAGUCACCUCUAGGAAUUGAAUGUUCUGGAUAUUCUGGAUACUCCUCGGUAUCGCAGGAAGUGAUGUCAUCAGUAGCUAACCAACAUGUACCCACGGGCCAAAGACGGUGCCUUAUAACUGCCAUGAGCAGAGCAAGAGACUUGGCUAUUUCUAAGAGAUCCACACCACAGAAAGGUAUAGGUGACAUAUAUUCCCAGAGUGCUACAACCAACUUUAAUGAAGUCCAGUCUUCCAUGAUGCAACAGAGUCCCCUGUUUGAACAAUCACCUGCAGACAUCUCCAUGGGCAACCCAGACACAGAUCCUCUCCUGAAAACAGAGACCGAGGAAAUGGCAUUAUCAAGCAACAAUGAAUCUAUGCCCGCAGUGGCGCCACCCCAGACAACCGAAGACGUUAAGGGAAGACCAUUAAACUGCAUACCUCUGAAGACCUGCAGAACACAAACCAACCUCAGCUCUGGUCUUAACAAAACCAUAGCUCUACCAGUUCAGUGUACCCAUGCAACUGGUGAAUACUCCUCAGAACAAGAAGGAAGGUCUAAGAUCUCUAGUCAUCAGACACCAAAUGCAACCAUGGCAACAUCCCUGCAACCCAUCAGUGACUUGACUGUUCUCAAAAAUUCAAGACAUCUAAGAACAACAAACAAGCUAAACUAUAUGACUAACACAAUGCAACAACUACAGCUUUGGCAAUCAGUAAUUAGAGAUGAAUCUUCCUUUAGGAAUGAAAAUACUUUGGAGUCACAGAAAGAGAAGUCUUUAACCAGUUGUCUAGAAACUGGCCUGGUCCCCACAGCAACACCACAGCUACCUGUCAAUACUGAAACUAUUUUAAUGAGUCCUAAACUUCUGCAAUCAACCAAUCAAAGUGCUGCUCAAUUCAUCACCAUAAAGGAGCCAAGACCAUUCAGCAAGUCAACUUCAGAUGUGGCUACAUCUGCAAACAAUAAUUUGACCUCUUUAUCUAUGACAACACCUAUCGAUCCCACAACAAAAUUAUCAGAAUCCUCCUUUAGAACUGAGUGCUUAUUGCCAUCACAUGUAGUCAGGUCAAUGGCCAACAUCCAGUUUGACUCGGAUGUCAUGACAACUCCACAGCAACAUGCCCGCACUAUGACCAUACCCGUGAGCCCCAAGUCUCUGCGAUCAACCAACCAAAGCCCCACUCCAUUCACACCUGCUGUGACUGCAUCACCAUUUAAAGCUUCACCUGUUGCUAGGAGGCGGCCAACAACUUUCAGCCUAUCAGCUCCUGAGUAUACUACAUCUUUAACCAGCCAGCAUGUGACUCCAUUUUCCUUGGCAUUGCAGUCAUCUGACCAUUUCACAAAAGAUUUUUCUAAAGCACCCAGAUCAACAGCUCAACAUGCAGAACCUGUAGGCAGUAUGACUGUUCCCAUGAGCCCAAAACCUCUAAGAUCAACCAACCAAAGCCAUGCUCCAUUAAAAUCAACAUAUAUGCCAACACCAGAUAUCAAAUCUAACCACACAACUGGUCAUUCAUACCAACUAGUGAAUAACCCUGGUUCAGAAAACUUGACAUCAUCUGCUAACGGACCUUUUGAAGCACAAGAGUCUGUGGCAGAAUCUCAACUUCCUGUCUCACCUGCAAGCAGACUUGCAUCAGAUUUAAAUAUUCACAUGGACCUAAACACUCAGACUACGCCAACAAGCUUUAACUCAGCUCAGGCUCCUUCCACCAACCUAAACCCCAUGCCCUCCCGUACUUCCAACCUCAACCCUGUCCAAACUGGCACCACUGAUUGUAAACCUGUUGAAUCCCCCACUCCCGCAAAGAAAGCACAGUUUGGCCAGUUAGCUACACCUUCACUUACAUCUGUCAUUACUAAUUCUGACCACUCUUCACAUCCAGAUAAAAUAUCAUCUCUCAGUAAUGUAUAUCAAGAGUCUGGUGCCAUGGCUAUUCCUCAGUCUCCUGUUUCCUCCAUGACAAGAAUAAGCCCUCAUGUUCCCAGAAGACGAAUCAAGGGUGCCAGUCUCAACCAUGUCCAGGCUCAUGCUCAGUCUAACAAAACCUCACCGUUCGACCACAGCCCAGCCACAGUGCCACAUUCCUCUUCAGAACAGCAGGGUGUGAAGUCAGCCAUGGACAGUUACCCUGCUAUUUCUCGUACUUUGUCACAGCCUCAGUUGUCAGUUGGUUUAAUAAAUGAACGUGCAGGAUCACCAUCUGGAAGUGAAUACUCUGCCUACUCGUCAGUAUAUUCAUCUGUGUCUCAGGAAGUGAGGUCAUCUGUAAACAGUCAGCAUGCGACCUUCACCAAGCCUGCUGUGUCUUCUAUAGCUUCCAUGAGCCCUAGAACUCAGCGGAGACCAGUCAAUCACGAACCAGAGCUGUCGUCUGCAUCAUCACAACUAGAUAUCUCUCCAGGCUCACAGGAAGUGAGGUCACUGGGGAUGUCUCGUGUUUUUUCCCAACCUCAGCUCUCAAUAAGUUCUCUGACUAGAAGAUCAGAAUCACUUUCUGAAAGUGAAUAUUCUGGAUAUUCCUCAGUUUAUUCUUCAGCAUCACAGAAAGUGAGGUCAGUUGUAGAUGGCCAAUGCAACCAUGCAUCCGUAACCACAGCAACAGCCCAACCUCCAGUGAAUUCUAUGAUUCGCAUGAGCCCCGAGCCCUUCAGAAGAUCAGCCAAUCCCAGCUGUGCUCUCUCUAACCCCUCCCCACCAUUAAAGUCCAAGGCAUUUGGCCCGUCAGUACCGAGGACUAACAGUUGUCCACCAAUUGCUAAACCUUCUACUACUUCCGGGAACUCUGUAAUGCCACAGGAAAUGACGUCAUCAUUCAGUGGCAAAUACACAUCCAUGUCAGGACAAGCACUGUGCAACAAAAACAUCACCCAAGACAACCAAAUCCCAAAAAGCCCCAAGUCCAUCAGCAGACCAACCAACCUUACACAAACACACAUUAACUCUGCACCACAUUUUAACCUUUUGCUGUUCAGCCAAUCAGCAUCAGGUACCACAGCUCCUAAAAUAACUACAGAUUCUCCCAGCAGACCAGUAUCUGCAGUAAAGCCAUGGACCUCUAGCCAGAAGAUAGAUACAGUUUUAUGUAACCCUGAAGACAAGAGUUCAGCCAUGUUUUCCAAGCCAACUCCCUUCUCUGAUUCAAAACCUGUCAGGGAAAAUUUAAUCAAGAAGUCUGACAGCGUGGCCGUUGGGAGGAGUUUGGUGAGGUCACAAACUUUGCCGCGGAAUGUGGGCUUCGAGAGCAAGCAGGCUUUGUUUGAACAAAUGAAUUCUGAGCAUGCCAGUACUAAGACCGCAGAAUCAAAGCCUAAGCUAAGGAGGUCUCAGAGCUUCGGCGUCAGCAGUGCCAGCAGCAUCAAGCAGCUUCUGUUGGAGUGGUGCUGUUCCAAAACCAUCGGCUACCAGCACAUAGAUAUCCAUAACUUUUCCUCCAGUUGGACUGAUGGAAUGGCCUUCUGUGCUCUAGUCCACUCCUUCUUCCCCACCGAGUUUGAUUACAACGAGCUGAACCCAGCUCAUCACAAACACAACCUUGAUUUGGCCUUCACCACUGCAGAAGAGAAGGCAGACUGCAUUCGCUUGAUCGAGGUGGAUGACAUGAUGGCCAUGGGGAAGAACCCUGACCCCAUGUGUGUGUUUACAUAUGUGCAAUCCCUGUACAACCACCUCAGGAGAUUUGAGUGACGUCUCUCACCAGUCAGCAACUCUGUAGCUGGCCUGUUUUAGGUUUUUUUUUUAUCUUGCUUCUUAUUUCUGCUAUUGUGAAACAUUGCUUGCUCAAUUUAACACCAAACUAGCUUUAGGCUAAUAUCUGCUACUGAAUCAUGAUUAUAGUUGUUAUAAGUAGUGCUGUAGCACAGCCCUGAGCCUCGUAUCCUCUUGUAGUAUGAAUUUUAUAGAUAUGUUAUGAUGUAUUAAUGCAUGCAGUAACAGCUGAAACAUAAUGGCAGUAGAUAGGAGACAUGAUGAAAGUUUUUUAGAGAAAUUGAUGACUGCUAUGCUGUGAUUUCUGUCAUAAUUCUGCUCCAAGCUGGUUGCAUGAAUUUUCACGCAAAUUCCCCAUUCUGGUAGACUGCCCGUCUCUGUGUUGGCAUAUUUGAGGAGAUAUCUACUGUAGCUGUGAUGCGUUGUGCACAGCCCCUGGCAUGUAGUUAACCAUUGUCAUAAGCUGCUGCUUUGAAGUGCUACAUGGCCACGGCGCUUUUAUCAUGUGGGGCGCAUCAUGUAGAAUGAGAGAGCGUGCCAGGAACUGAGAGUGCCAGUUGAGAAGCUAGAGGCUUUUUUUAAGGGUGCUUUCGAUGGUUUUUUUAUAGUUACUUCCCCUGGGCCUUCCCUUCGGAGUCACUUCAUACUACAGCGUGCAGUAGAGUGAGAUCAUGAGAAAGACUACUGGAAAGGCCAUAAAAGGGUCAGAGUGUGAUUUUAAGGUAAAAAUAAAGGGUUUGUGUAUUCGAGAAAGGUUUGCUGCAUUGUGGUGAAGGAAGGAGGUUAUCAGUGACUACAGUGGUUUUUUGAAGAAAGCCAUUCACUGAGGUAGGACUUGUGUUAAGUGCUGCACCGAAGGACAUUACAGCGAAUUCCUUUUGUCUAAGCUGUUGAGGAGAGCCUGGGACAGAUUGGGUGAUUGCUGGGUAUCAUAACUUUGAGAGUAUUUGUGUGGUUUGAUUAUGAGUCAGAAAGAGGAGAUAUUAGGCCACUGAAUGUGGUUUUACUGCAAAUAAAGGUGUACAGCAAAAUCAAAAACUGACACAAAGAGUGACGUAGCAGUUAUUUCUGACAAACAAGAAUUAACUGUUUUCUUUCCCCAAUGUUCCCAAUCAGUCAAUCAAUAAAUGAUUGUUCUGAAAAGCUGAUUCUUUUGUAUAUGUUUACUACAGAUGAUAAAAUAUGCUAGUUAUCAUAUUUCAUACUUAUAAGUAUACAUUUAUAUACAUUUAACGUGUUUGUGUGAAUUCACUAUACUGUUCUAUACUGGUAUAGAACUAUACUGGUAAAUGUAUUUUUUUCUUUUUCUUUUUUUUGCUGAGGGAAAAGUUGAACUUUAUCUGAUGUGUUUUGUGUUUUUCACACCCUCUUGGUCAGACCGCUCUGUGAUUGUCGCUAAUGACACCAUUAAUGGGCCGUUGAUAUUAAAAGCUGUGCAAUCCGCUA